Aplosporella prunicola CBS 121167 is the source of this 1056-nucleotide messenger RNA. RefSeq lists its product as uncharacterized. The coding region runs from base 1 to 1056 and encodes 351 amino acids. Lineage: Eukaryota; Fungi; Ascomycota; Dothideomycetes; Botryosphaeriales; Aplosporellaceae. The transcript has a single exon. The record is from RefSeq and is a predicted model, not a curated record.
AUGGAUGACGUAAUCGGCAGCAUUGAUCUAUGGCACUCCGUCGCCUUCAAGUUGGUCAAGAUUAUUGAGGAAUUCCAGUUCAAGUCAGGAAAAUCAGAAGACAUCAGGAAUAUUCUACGGCUUGGCCGGCCUAAGGAAAGCUCUGAUCCCAGAGACAAAAUAUAUGCACUACUAGGGCAUCCCGCAUUCCAAGAACUUGGCACUGGACCUGGGAAAGACCAAUUCAUUCAUAUAAGCUACGACAUACCUUAUCAAGAUCUCUACUAUCUUGUUGCCGAACAGCUGUUAAAGCUUCCAAAUCCCCUUUACGUCCUAGGCCUUGUUCAGCAUACGGCCGCAUCUUUCAAACAAACCGAUAUCUCAUGGGUGCCACAAUGGAACAUAAAUGCCUACAUUGGCGAUUUGGAGCCUUUGCCUUCGAGAUGCCACUUCAACGCAUCCGCAGAGACUGCACCUGUGUUCAUGCUAAAGAGCAAAAUCCUUCAAUUACAGGGUAUUGCAAUAGACACUAUCAAAUGGAAUGCAGAACCUUUUGACGAUUUCUUUAUAGGGGAGGAUAUUUGGCACUGGGUCAAUCUUAUAGCACCCAUCUUCUAUGACAUACGGACCCACUUGGAUGGCUUUGAUAGUGCCAUACGCUCUCUUGAAGAGCCAAGUAUCCUUUCUAAACUUUUUUUCGCGCUCACUACCGGCAUUACUUCAUAUCCACAACUUCCGUUAAAGCAGAGAGUAGUAGACAUGAUAGUAUUCCUAGAGCAUAUUGGUUUUGAUUGCUCGAAAUGGAUACAACAUAAUGGUAUAGAGGGGCACGGAGAACUUACACGUUUUUUGAGCGAUAUAAUAAAUUCUUGUAUUGGUCGAAGCUUUUUCAUCACCGAGAACGGACAGUUCGGACUAGGACCGGAGAUCGUGUUGCCGAGCGAUUUGGUAUGCGUUUUUUUCGGCGCCAGCGUUCCCUAUGUCCUGAGGCCCGUAGGUGACGGGAAGUACCGCAUUUGUGGAGAACGUUAUAUGGACGACUUCAUGGACGGAGAGGCCAUAGAGAUGUUGAAGUAG